Messenger RNA from Megalops cyprinoides (Indo-Pacific tarpon), 1173 nucleotides. Its product is annotated as epiphycan-like. Bases 112 to 1140 code for a protein of 342 amino acids. The transcript is spliced from 7 exons. The record is from RefSeq and is a predicted model, not a curated record. Gene Ontology annotation, molecular function: protein binding. Lineage: Eukaryota; Metazoa; Chordata; Actinopteri; Elopiformes; Megalopidae.
CUCUCACCUCUAUCCCGAGCGACCCCCUUGCCAUUGGCCAGGUCCCCUGAACCCUCAGCACCACCACCUCAGCAGCCAGGAGCAUUUGGGAGAGCAGGAGAGAGAGGGUAGAUGAUGAAGAUGUUGGUACACCUCAUUUUAGGACUCUUCGUCUUGAAGGCGGCAGUGGCCGUGCCCUCCCGACACGCUCGGCAGGUGGAGCUUGACACGUACGACUCAGCCAGCUAUGACAUAGAUCUGGAAAACUUGAACUUGGAGACCCAGGACAUCUACGACUACAGUGACAUACUGACCAUCGAUGAACCUCAGAUAGAGAUCGGCACUUUGGCCCCCCUGGUGGACAGUUACCUGGCCCCAACCGCCUCCCUGGAGGAGGGGGAGGAGCUUCUCCAGGGACCGCCCUUCUCCGCCAGCGCCACUAGUGCCAGUGCCACCAGCGCCAUCUCUGAGGACUCUGGGGACUCGGGGGACUCUGGGGACUCUGGGGUCUCUGUAGACAUCGAGCCUGACAGGGGACCCACCUGUCUGUUGUGCACCUGCCUGGGGGGGUCAGUGUACUGUGACGACCUGAGGCUGGAGAGCGUGCCCCCCCUCCCCAAAGAGACCACUCACUUCUACGCCCGCUACAACAGGAUCAAGAAGAUCAACAAGUCCGACUUUGCUCAGAUGAACAAGCUGAAGAAGAUCGACGUGACCGGUAACCAGAUCUCGGCCAUCGACGAGGACGCCCUGUUCGGCCUGCCUGCCCUGGAGGAGCUGGUGGUGAGGGAGAACAACGUGGCACAGCUGCCCGCCCUGCCCGCCAGCAUGGUCCUCAUCGACGCCAGCCACAACAGGCUGGGCAGGAGGGGCAUCCAGAACGAGGCUUUCAAGGAUAUGCACAACCUGAUGUACCUCUACUUGACUGACAACAAUAUCGCCCACAUUCCUCUGCCGCUUCCUGACAGCCUGCGCUCUCUGCACCUACAGAACAAUAACAUCCAGAUGAUGCAUGAGGACACCUUCUGCAACAUGAAAGAUUUCAACUACAUCCGCAAUGCACUGGAGGAUAUCCGACUGGAUGCCAAUCCCAUUAACCUGAGCAAGACUCCACAAGCCUACGUCUGUCUGCCCCGUGUACCUGUAGGAAACCUCGUUUAAACACACACACACACACACACACACACAUACACA